AUGAGAGUCACAAUUCCAUUGCUUCUGUGUCUGGUGACAGUUCAGGCGACGCCGAUCACUUCGGCAACUACCGAUGAUUUUCUCAGACUUCACCAGAAACUAACCAGCAAUUACAGUACCCACAUGCGUCCUGUUCUGAACCAGUCUGAGAGUUUGCCCGUUCGUGUGUCUACUCGUCUGUUGUCUGUGACGGGAGUGGACGAGCCUCGGCAACUGGUCACCAUCGUAUGUGCAGUCCGAUACAGCUGGUUUGACCCGUUCUUAACCUGGGACCCAGCUGAGUAUGGCGGAAUUGACGUCAUGUACCUGGAGCAGGACAACAUCUGGACACCAGACAUGUACCAGCUCCACUCCCCUGACGGGAGAGGAGUACUCACAGAGCUACCCACACAUCACAUAACUCUGCCUUCAGGUAAGGUGACCUACAGAUCAACAGGUACCUUCACGACGUUUUGCAACCUGGACAUGACCUACUUUCCUUAUGACCAACAGACCUGUUUGUUCAAGUUCGGGGUGUUGGAUGCCGUGCUGAAGAACGUUGAGCUCGUCUCAGACGGUGUUGAAGUGUCUCAGGAAUUCGUAGGCCACAUAGAGUGGGACGUGGAAGACAUGCAACUAGUCCAGGCCGUUUAUGGACGAGAGGACGAACAAUUUAGCGUUACGGAAGUUGUCGUGACACUUAGAAGACGUCCGAGGUAUUUCGAGGUGAGCAUGAUCGUACCUGUGUCUGUGGUGAGUUUCCUGAGCCUACCGAGUUUCUUGGUGUCCGCGGAGAGUGGAGAGAGGCUGAGUUACUCCCUGACUGUCCUCCUCUCUCUAGCAGUCUACGUGAGCAGCACCAGCAGUCUCAUGCCUCACUCGUCCAUCAAACUGCCGCUCUUACUGCUCUAUUUGCUCAUGCUUUUUCUACUCAGCUCUCUGUGUGUACUCAUCAACGUGUUACUCAUAUAUCUUCGCCGUACUGGCAAGGUGCUGACAGCAGCUCAUUGCUUGGACGGUCAGUCUGUGUACAAUUUGAGGGUCGGACUUGGCUGGCAUCAACUGACAACACCACAUGGCAGCGAGCAGAUUCAUAACAUUGCCUCCAUAUCGGUGCACAAGGACUACAACCCUAACGCUGGCGGUUACCCUAACGACAUCGCGAUUUUGACGCUGGAAAACGCGGCACAACUUAACAAUUACGUUGGUCUGGCUAAGUUAGCCAAAUCAGAUUCCUCCUUUGCCUAUCAGUCCUGCAUCAUUUCCGGUUGGGGACAACUCUCUGGCAGUGGCGGAUCGGCGGACUUCCUGAAGCAGGCUUCCAUCACAAAGAUCACCAACGCCGAUUGUCUCGACCUAUGGGAUGGCGUUCCCGGGGCCAGGAUCUACGACACUCACAUCUGCGUGUAUGAGCAGCCCAAAUCCUCAUGCAGCGGUGACAGCGGUGGCCCGAUGAUCUGUGACGGAUAUCUAGCCGGCGUGACGUCAUGGGGUGUGAGUUCCUGCGACGGUACCUUCCCCAGCGUAUAUGUCCGAGUGUCCGAGUUCCUUUUCUGGAUCGAGAACCAGCUGUGAAGUGAAUCUGAAGUCACCACAGAACGCUGGAGCAACUCACUCAAAGGCUGUGUAGACGGUUAUGCAAAACGUUUUAAAAAGAUAAUUUUUCAAAUUGGGUUUAGGCACUUCACUGACAUGCAAAGGAUUACUCUUUAGUCCUACUAAAGAUCCCCCAAACCAUCUCUAUUCAGUCAGUGGAGGGGUAAAAAUGAAAAUUAACAAUUAGACGGGCUUUUGUUUGUUUGUUUGUUUGUUUGUUUGCUUCUUACGUAUUUUUGUUUUGUUUUUGAUAUUGUAUUUUAGAGAGGGAAUGCUAAAAGAGACGCAUUCUUAAAGAUCGGUGCAUUGUGUUUGAUAAAGCGUGAGCGUUUAGCAUUUUAGUCUGACAACCUUAUUGACGUGGAAUCUUGUCAAAAGAGAUUCCUCAAUGAGUGCUGCUCCUGGACUAUUUUCUGUCUUUUAAAAGACAAUUCAUACGUCUUGGAUCCUGUCUGAAAACAAUAAAACCCUUUAAAUUCUUUA
Molecule: messenger RNA, 2058 nt
Organism: Aplysia californica (California sea hare)
Lineage: Eukaryota; Metazoa; Mollusca; Gastropoda; Aplysiida; Aplysiidae
Product: acetylcholine receptor subunit alpha-like
Exons: 6
Coding region: 1-1554 (517 amino acids)
Biological process (GO): monoatomic ion transmembrane transport; nervous system process; signal transduction
Cellular component (GO): membrane; neuron projection; synapse
Molecular function (GO): transmembrane signaling receptor activity; serine-type endopeptidase activity; extracellular ligand-gated monoatomic ion channel activity
Source: RefSeq, a predicted model, not a curated record